Molecule: messenger RNA, 2295 nt
Organism: Moneuplotes crassus
Lineage: Eukaryota; Ciliophora; Spirotrichea; Euplotida; Euplotidae
Source: the annotation of a GenBank genome assembly
AAAAUGUCUGACUCCAAGCCUGAACGAAAAGUUAGCCUGAAGAAACCAAAAGCCAAUUCUAUUGAUUGGUCCACACAUAUCUCACACAUGGUCAGUAAGACAGAGAAGAAUCUUGAAGGCCUCAAUAAUGGUUCUGUUCCUGUUUUAGAAAAUAUGAAGGCCUCAAAACCAGGGUAUGUCAAAAGGAUGAACAAAGUUAGCUUAAAAUUUGCUCCAAAAUCUCCUGAUCCUUUUGACACAAGCAAACUCAAAGCUAGGAUCCAUUCUCCAAGUACUGCUGCUCCUUUCUUUGAUGAUUUUGAUAACAUUGAAUCAUCCUAUCAAAAGUAUGAGACUUUGCAGAACUAUGACCUCGACUGAGAAAGAUCCAACAAAGGUAGAUCUCUGAAUGAGGGAUAUAAAUCCCCAGUUCCUUCUUAUCCAAGAAUGUUUUCUCCCACAAGACCUCAGUCUUAUGGAGGCCGAGAUAGAACUACUCCUGAUAAUGAGAAAAUAAAGUGGGAAUUCAAUCUAAAGAUUGAUGAAAAUAUCAAUAAAAUGAGAUUAUCCAUGGAAGAUGUUAUUACAAAGCAGCUUAGAGGGAUAGAACAAGAUUUCAACAACAGAAUGGAGUACGAAUUUGACAGAGCCAAGAAAGAUGUUGAAAUGCAACUUCAAAGAAAAUUUGAAAGCCUUCAACAUCACCAACAAUUGAAACAGCAGGAUAUGCUCAGCUCUGCUAAUGAGCUAGUGUCAAUGCUAGAUCAGAAAAUAAGUAGCAAUGGAGUAUUUAGUCAGAAGAUGCAAGCUUUCACAACACAUUUAAGUGAGAAGAUGGACUUACUAGAACAUGAUGGGAUCAACCGUAUUAGAAAGCUCCACAAUGAUUUUUCAACAGAAAUUGAUACUGUAAAGACAAGCCAUGAGGCAAACAUGGAUGCCAGAUUUAGCCUUAUCCAGGAAGAACUUAAGAAAAAUAAUCUUUCUCUUUUAGAAAAGGUAAAUCAUAUGGAAAAGGAUAACCAGAAUAUGCUGAUCAAAAUCAAUGAGCAUAACGAAGACAUGUGUAGCAUCAAACAGAAAUGACUUUCAAGUGUCAAGAAACUACUAUCAAAAUCAGAUACAGGAAACUUAGUCACCAAAACAGAAAUGAGAGAAUUCUUCGAUGCCCAGAUCAGAGACUCAGUCAAACAAUAUGCUUACACAUCAAGGGUGGAUAGUAUUGAAGAUAGGCUUGAAAUUUUAAGGAAAGAUGUUAGCAGAGACUACGAUUACUUCUAUACUAAAAGACUAAGAGAGAUAGAAGAAAAUGUGCAUAAAUAAACUUCUAGAAUUCCCUGAUAUAAUACAAAAGAUAAAGAAAAGUUUCCUUGGUCUCAAACAGCAAGUUAAAGAACUAAAGAAAGUAGAAGAAAGUCAUACUGAACUUGAGAAGAAAUUUGAGAUAUCAAAUAAAAAGAUAUCCCAAGAUACGACCCAAAUUAAGCAGGAUACAGAGAAACUUCAAUUAAUAUGACAAAAUUUGAUGUCAAAAGCGUCUGACAUUCAGCCAUAUCUGACAGUGAUCCAUUCCUUGCAUUCUAACAUGAAGGAUAUGCCUAAGAUAAAAGCUUUGAUUCCAAGGGUUAAUAAGUUAUCCAAGAAAUUACAAACCUCUAUCUCCACUCUCACUGCCCAACUCCACUCCCUCCAGUCCCUCUCCCCUCCUAACCCUCCUCCCCUCGCCACUCCUACCUCCCCCUCCAUCCCCAACCCUAUCUUCACUAAAUCCCCUAAAAUCCCCAACCCUCCCACUCACACUCCUCACCAGGUGCUGCGGGAGGAGACUGGGAAGAAACAGAAAAUGGGAAGGAAGGCAGUAGAGGAGAGAGAAGAGGAACAGAAGAGGGGUAUAGAGGAAGGAAAGGCUGAACGUAGAUGAGGAGAUAUGUUAAAGUGAUGACUAGGAGAAGGAUGGCAAAGCGAGGUUGAGGAAGAUGAGGUGACUGAAGAGGAGAGGAAGGAGAGAAAGAGUGAUGUAAAGAAGAAGAUGAAGGUGGUGAAGAAGGGGAAUAUUAAGAAAAGGAAUAAUAGAUAUGGAGAAGUAAAGAAAAAACGUAUAGAGAUAAAGAAGAGGAUUAAAGAAGAAGAGGGAAUAGAGUCUAAAGGGAAAGAACUAGUAAUGGCACUUCUUGAUCAAGAAAUGAACGACUCUAUCACCAAAUUUAUUCAAAUUAAAGGAACCAGGCUUGAUGACACCAGAGUCCUUGAUUCAACAUCUUCAGUUGCUCUAUCCCAACUUUUGUCGAACAGAUCUUAUUUCUAAAUUUCAACAAC